Messenger RNA from Spirodela intermedia, 297 nucleotides. The record is from the annotation of a GenBank genome assembly. NCBI's taxonomy places the organism in Eukaryota, Viridiplantae, Streptophyta, Magnoliopsida, Alismatales, Araceae.
AUGAGGAGGAGGAAGAAGACGGUGCGGUACUCCGCGGUGGAUCUCAGCUUCUCGGCGACCCUUCCGGGGGACGCCCACGGGAUCUUCGCCGACGCCUUCUGCGCGGUCCAGUGCUCGUUUGACCCGGUGCGGGACUUCCGGGAGUCGAUAACGGAGAUGGUGACGGCGGUCGGCGUACGGAGCUGGGAGGAGAUGGAAGAGCUGGUCUACUGCUACGUAGCGCUGAACCCGCCGGACCUUCACGGCUUCAUCGCCGACGCCUUCUGCAGCGUCUGCAGCUGCCGUCAGAGGAGUUAG